CCCCCCCUUCAUCCUCCACCUCCUCCUCUGCCACGACUGCAGGAUCCCAGCCCGGUGUCUCCUGGAUGGAUCCGUGAAGAAAGACCCCCCCUCCCCGCACGGCACCUCCCCGGCCACGAUGGGCCGCGAGCUAUUAACUGCGUUGUUGUGUUGAUAUUGAGAUAUUUUAGUUAUCAAAUAUGAAUCAUGCAUUUGAUAUUUCUGGCCACUUUGCUCGUCAGCGUCCUUCCGCCUGGGCUUCAUCCAUCACUAGCAUUCUCCGUUACUCAAGGAGUAGAGGACAAGGUUGAGAGGGAUGCAGAGCCAGCACCGCCGAAGCAACAGGCAACUGCAGCACCUGCCCCAGACAACGGGACUGACCAUGCAGUGGAGCACGCCGUGGCCUAUCCCUCCCGGCUGAUUUACUACCUGCACGAGGACUCGGAAAGCACCUACCAUGACCUGAACACCCAGGCGAAAAACCAAGCCCCAGAGGGCCAUACGAUCCACCUGGCUCAAGCCAGUUUCCAAUUAGAGGCAUUUGGCACCAGGUUUGUUCUGGAUCUAACUCUGAACAAUGACCUGCUGUCUUCAGAUUAUGUUGAGAUCCACUACGAGGAUGGAAAACCUGUUCUGUCCAAGGGCGGUGAGCACUGUUACUACCACGGCCAGGUGAGGGGGAACGAUAACUCCCAAGUGGCCUUAUCUACCUGCAACGGGUUGCAUGGAAUGUUUGAUGAUGGAGUCCAUGUAUAUCUAAUUGAGCCCUUGCAUGAAACUCAUUCAAUAGAUACUGCUGCAAGGCCUCAUAAACUAAGAAGGACAGCCUCCAAUCUACGGAGCAGUGGCUCGGAAGAAAAGGAGGAGGAGGAGCAGCUCCUCUCAGAGCUGGAUGAAUUAUCUUGGCUGAAGCGCAGGAAAAAGCGAGCAAUCCCUCGUAACAUAUUUGAAGAGAUGAAGUAUUUGGAAGUCAUGAUUGUCAGUGACCACAAUAUGUUUAAGCGUCACCAGAACAGGCAGCACACAAAUAAUUUCGCCAAGUCAGUGGUGAAUCUUGUGGAUGGCAUCUUCAAAGACCAGCUGCACACUCGUGUGGUCCUCGUCGCCGUGGUGGUCUGGACGGAUAAGGAUCACAUCCCCAUAAGCGUGAAGCCGCUGGAAAUGCUGCGCGAUUUCUCCAAGUACCGGCAGCAAAACAUCAAGUUCAAAGCUGAUUCUGUCCAGCUGCUUUCAAAUGUGACCUUCCACUAUCGCACAAGCAGCGUUGCAUACUUUGGAGGCAUGUGCUCUGUGAGCCAUGGAGUGGGGGUCAAUGAGUACGGGAACGCAGAGUCCAUGGCAGUGUCUCUGUCCCAGAGCCUGGCGCAGAACCUGGGCAUCCAGUGGGAUCCGGCAUCCAAGAGAAAGGAAUGUGGUUGUGCUAACCUGUGGAUAGGCUGCAUCAUGGAGGAUGCUGGAGUCCAAAAGCCACAGAAAUUCUCCAAAUGCAGCAUAUCAGACUACAAAGAAUUCCUCUUAAAAGGCAGAGGGUCCUGUCUCUUCAACAGGCCGACAAGGCUGUAUGAAAAACCCUUUUGUGGGAAUGGGUUUGUUGAAGUGGGAGAGGAGUGUGACUGUGGACUGAGAAGUGACUGCUACAAGGAAUGUUGCAAAAAGUGCUCCCUUGCCAACGGGGCUCACUGCAGUGAUGGUCCAUGCUGCAAUAACACAUGUCUGUUCUACCCUCGCGGUCACAGCUGCCGCUAUGCUGUGAACGACUGUGACAUUUCAGAGACAUGCACUGGAGACUCUGGACAGUGCCCUCCAAACCUGCAUAAGCAAGAUGGUUACGUCUGUCAGGUUAACCAGGGCCGCUGCUACAGUGGAGAAUGCAAGAUCAGAGAUAACCAGUGUAAAUACAUCUGGGGGUCAAAGGCUGAAGGUUCAGAAAAGUUCUGCUAUGAGAAGCUGAACACAGAAGGAACAGAGAAGGGCAACUGUGGAAAGGAUGGAGAGAGAUGGAUCCAGUGCAGCAAACAUGAUGUGUUCUGCGGUUAUCUUCUGUGUACCAACGUGGGACGGAUCCCACGCAUCGGAGUGAUGAAAGGAGAUGUUACUCCCAUCUCCUUCAAUCACCAAGGCAACGUGAUACAGUGCACUGGUGCCCACGUCCUUUUAGAUGAUGACACUGAUUUAGGCUACGUGGAGGAUGGGACUCCCUGUGGGCCGUCAAUGAUGUGCCUUGACCGCAAGUGUCUGCCCAUCCAGUCACUCAAUAUGAGCACCUGCCCUAUUGGACCUAACGGACAGGUGUGCUCUGCCCAUGGGGUGUGUAAUAAUGAAGCCACUUGCACCUGUGACACCACGUGGGCGGGGACGGACUGCAGCAUGCCUGACCCGCCAAAGGAGCCCGAUAUCACACCAGAAGAAGAACCCAAGGGUCCUAGUGCCACCAAUCUAAUAAUAGGCUCCAUCGCCGGAGCCAUCCUUGUGGCUGCCAUAGUGCUGGGGGGGACUGGAUGGGGCUUUAAAAAUGUGAAGAAGCGGCGAUACGACCCCAACGCCUCAGCCAUUUAACUUGGGGAGAGAGGAUAAAUACGGACGGACUCCUCCUAGGCUUCCUUAGUUGGCUACCUGACAGCUGGACUGCACUUAUUGCUGCUGAUCUUUGGCAUUAGAUUUACUUGAAAAAGACAUAGUGGACAUUUUAACAAAUUCCAUCGUAGUGACAUUAUCAACGCAGCCUUUUCAAUUCCACCUCACCCAUGUAACACCCCAGCCCCUCCUCCCCGAUCUCUAUAGAGUGACAGAUCUCCUCUUCCAUUCUCUAGUGCCAGUGCACAGGCGUUCAGGCGGAAACCACACCAUCUUCUCACCUGGCAUGAUUAUCCACACAAAGUGUGCUGCUUGCUGGCCCCCCUGGCAUGAAGAGCCUCAGCAGGGCUCAGCAUGGCUACCAAAGCUAUGACUAUACUGCAAAAAAAACAACAUACAAAGACAGAAAAUGUUUUAAAAAAACAACAACAA
Molecule: messenger RNA, 2985 nt
Organism: Menidia menidia (Atlantic silverside)
Lineage: Eukaryota; Metazoa; Chordata; Actinopteri; Atheriniformes; Atherinopsidae
Source: the annotation of a GenBank genome assembly